ACCUGCAGAGUUCCCAGCGCCUCAGGGUCCAUCUGACUAUUUAGGUGAGCAGGUUUCUCCAGCUGGCCCAGUCUCCAGUCUCAAGAUGUCGUUCGCGUGGACUUUGGGUCUCCUCUGUCUGGCCUUCGCUGCAGCUCACGCCUUGGAGGUCUGCUACGAGGAGCUGGGCUGCUUCGAUAACCUUCCUCCAUGGGGUGGCACCGACCUGCGACCCUCCACCCUUCUGCCCUGGAAACCUGAAGAGAUCAACACGCGCUUCCUCCUCUUCACGCAGAAGAACCGCUACUACCAGGAGAUCAAGAAGACCAACAUCCAGGCCUCCAACUACAGCGGCCUGAGGAAGACUCGCUUCAUCAUCCCGGGUCACCUGGAGAGUGGAGAUGAAGACUGGCCUCAGGACAUGUGCAAGGAGAUGCUGUCCAAGGAGAACGUCAACUGCAUUGCUGUGGAGUGGAAGAAGGGUGUGAGCACCAACUACGCUCAGGCGGUGAACAAUGGCAGAGUCCUGGCUGCCCAGGUGGAGUCCAUGCUGACCUUCAUCAUGGUCACCUACAAGCAGACCGCUGAGAAGUUCCACAUCAUCGGUCACGGCGUUGGGGCGCACGUGGCCGGGGACGUCGGGAGCAGGGUCCAGGGUUUGGCUCAGAUCACAGGACUGGACCCGCUGGAGCCGUACUUCAGUGGCGCCGACGCCGCUGUGCGUCUGGACACCAGUGACGCCACCUUCGUGGACGUCAUCCACACGGACGGGCUUCCCUUCAACUCCAAACUUGGGUUGGGCAUGUCUCAGCCCAUGGGACACGUGGACUUCUACCCCAACGGAGGGGAGCUGAUGCCUGGAUGCUCCAAGAAUAAGGGAAAACCCACAGACCUUGAUGCCAUCUGGCUUGGAACAAAGAAGUUUGAUUUCUGCAACCACCAGCGAGCCUACCAGUUCUACAGCGAGGCCAUGGUCACGCCCAGAGGCUUUGAGGCGUUUCCCUGUGUGGAUGCUGAGACCUUCGCUGAGGGGAAGUGCUUCCCGUGCACCGAGGGCCAGUGUCCUCACAUGGGCCUCCACACCGCCAAGCUCAUGCAGAACACUGACAUGUUGGACAGAAAGUACUUCUUGACGACAGGAAACUCCAUGCCCUUCAGUCGUUACAGCUACAAGGUGAAGGUGACUCUGGAUGGUCCCAGCUGGCCCAACCCUGGCUACAUGUACGUGGCUCUGGCCGAUGGUGAGGAGGUGACCAAAGAGUUCCAGCUCCAUGUCGGAACUCUGAGUGCGGGAAAAACCUACGAGGUUCUGAUAAACGCUGAGGUGGAUGUAGGCUCGGUGACAGAGGUGAAGUUCAGGUGGAACAACCACAUUGUCAACAUCCUCAAGCCUAAAUAUGGAGCGUCCAAGGUGGAGGUGCUCAGAGGAGACAACAAGAUCUCUGUCUUCUGUGGGACUGGUAACGUGGUGGAGAACGAGGUCCAGUCUGUCCUGCCCUGCUCGACAUAGUUUUAAAAAAAGACCUUCUUUCAAACAUGUUUUGUGCUGGAAAACAGGACAGAAGUUGCAGG
This is a messenger RNA of Synchiropus splendidus (mandarinfish), 1551 nucleotides long. Its product is annotated as inactive pancreatic lipase-related protein 1-like. The transcript is spliced from 13 exons. Bases 86 to 1489 code for a protein of 467 amino acids. Gene Ontology annotation, biological process: lipid metabolic process. NCBI's taxonomy places the organism in Eukaryota, Metazoa, Chordata, Actinopteri, Syngnathiformes, Callionymidae. The record is from RefSeq and is a predicted model, not a curated record. Gene Ontology annotation, molecular function: triacylglycerol lipase activity; protein binding.